This is a messenger RNA of Fukomys damarensis (Damara mole-rat), 4156 nucleotides long. RefSeq names its product stromal interaction molecule 1 (gene Stim1). Gene Ontology annotation, biological process: intracellular calcium ion homeostasis; activation of store-operated calcium channel activity; store-operated calcium entry. The coding region runs from base 418 to 2790 and encodes 790 amino acids. The transcript has 13 exons. The record is from RefSeq and is a predicted model, not a curated record. Gene Ontology annotation, molecular function: calcium channel regulator activity; calcium ion binding; protein binding. Lineage: Eukaryota; Metazoa; Chordata; Mammalia; Rodentia; Bathyergidae. Gene Ontology annotation, cellular component: endoplasmic reticulum; plasma membrane.
UCCUCCUCGGCUGGGCGAGGUCAGGUGCCCUCCUUCUCUCCUCCCUUCCCUCCCUCCCCCACCUCUGCCCGCGAGAGAUCCUGCCCGCCUCCUCCUGCAGGGGUGUAGCCGGCUGGGGAGCUGACAGCGGCCCUGCAGCUACCCUGCCCAAACUCUCCGGAAGCGGCCCGAGUUCAGGCCGCUGCGGCCCGGGAGGACCCGCUGUUGCACCGGAGGGGCUGGCCAUCUUCCCGCGCCCAAACUUGGAGUACUUGACCUUUGGCUGCCUGAGGAGGCAAGCCCGCAGGUGGCUGGACAGCUGCGGCGUCCGGAGGGCAUCUUGUCUGAGGACCUUCGGCUGCACUCCCGGGUUCCCGGCUUUGCCCCUGGAAUCCCAAGGUGCCCACCUCAGGCGCAUGUUGACUGAGACCUAGAGUCAUGGAUGUGUGUGCCCGUCUUGCUCUGUGGCUCCUCUGGGGGCUCCUCCUGCAUCAGGGCCAGAGCCUCAGCCACAGUCACAGUGAGAAGGCGACAGGAACCGGCUCCGGGGCUGCUUCGGAGGAGUCCACUGCAGCAGAGUUUUGCCGCAUUGACAAGCCCCUGUGCCACAGUGAGGACGAGAAGCUCAGCUUUGAGGCAGUCCGCAACAUCCAUAAGCUGAUGGAUGAUGAUGCCAAUGGUGAUGUGGAUGUAGAAGAAAGUGAUGAGUUCCUAAGGGAAGACCUCAAUUACCAUGAUCCAACAGUGAAACACAGCACCUUCCAUGGUGAGGAUAAGCUUAUCAGUGUGGAGGACCUGUGGAAGGCCUGGAAGUCCUCGGAAGUGUACAACUGGACUGUGGAUGAGGUGGUACAGUGGCUGAUUACGUAUGUGGAGCUGCCACAGUAUGAGGAGACCUUCCGGAAGCUGCAGCUCAGUGGCCAUGCCAUGCCAAGGCUAGCUGUAACCAACACCACUAUGACAGGGACUGUGCUGAAGAUGACAGACCGGAGCCAUCGGCAGAAGCUACAGCUGAAGGCCUUGGACACAGUGCUUUUUGGGCCUCCUCUCUUGACCCGCCAUAAUCACCUCAAGGACUUCAUGCUGGUGGUGUCUAUUGUUAUUGGUGUGGGCGGCUGCUGGUUUGCCUAUAUCCAGAACCGUUACUCCAAAGAGCACAUGAAGAAGAUGAUGAAAGAUUUGGAAGGGUUACACCGAGCUGAACAGAGUCUACAUGACCUUCAGGAAAGGCUGCACAAAGCCCAGGAGGAGCAUCGCACAGUGGAAGUGGAGAAGGUCCAUUUGGAGAAGAAGCUGCGUGAUGAGAUCAACGUUGCUAAGCAGGAAGCCCAGCGGUUGAAGGAGCUGCGGGAGGGUACUGAGAAUGAACGGAGCCGCCAAAAAUAUGCUGAGGAAGAGUUGGAGCAGGUUCGGGAGGCCUUAAGGAAAGCAGAGAAGGAGCUGGAAUCACACAGCUCAUGGUAUGCUCCAGAGGCCCUGCAGAAGUGGCUGCAGCUGACACAUGAGGUGGAGGUGCAGUACUACAACAUCAAGAAGCAAAAUGCUGAGAAGCAGCUGCUGGUGGCCAAAGAGGGGGCUGAGAAAAUAAAAAAGAAGAGAAACACACUCUUUGGUACCUUCCAUGUGGCCCACAGCUCUUCCCUGGAUGAUGUGGAUCAUAAAAUUCUAACUGCCAAGCAAGCACUAAGCGAGGUGACAGCAGCACUCAGGGAACGCCUGCACCGCUGGCAGCAGAUUGAGAUCCUCUGUGGCUUCCAGAUUGUCAACAACCCUGGCAUCCACUCGCUGGUGACUGCCCUCAACAUAGACCCCAGUUGGAUGGGCAGCACGCGCCCCAACCCUGCCCAUUUCAUCAUGACUGACGAUGUGGAUGACAUGGAUGAGGAGAUUGUAUCACCCUUGUCCAUGCAGUCCCCCAGUCUGCAGAGCAGUGUCCGGCAGCGCCUGACGGAGCCACAACAUGGCCUGGGAUCUCAGAGGUUGGUAGAGGGCGAGGCUGGCCACUUCUUGACAAGCCGGGUAUCUCUGCGGCGAAUGCGCAGUCUUUCAUCUGGACAGUCUUUCAGUUCUGAAGGCCACGGGACCAGCCCUCCAUCUGCCUCUGCUUCUUCCUGCUCUUCUUCUACCACCUCCACCACCACCACCACCACCACCACCACCACUACCACCACCGUCCAUGCCUACCCUGUUUAUUAUCACCACAGCACUUCCUAUUUCCUUCAGACGGAUCCCCACCCUGACCCGCCCCCUUCUGGCAGCUCCAUUGUGAUGCCUGGGCAUUCAGAGAGCUUGGGGGAUUUGACCCAUUCCGAUUCGGAGUCCUCCCUCCAUACGAGUGACCGUCAGCGUAUGGUCCCCAAGCCACCUCAGAUGGGCCGAGCUGCAGAUGAGGCUCUCAAUGCCAUGUCUUCCAAUGGCAGCCACCGGCUGAUUGAGGGGGUCCACCCAGGAUCUCUGGUGGAGAAACUGCCUGACAGCCCUUCCCUGGCCAAGAAGGCAUUACUGGCGCUGAACCAUGGGCUGGACAAGGCCCACAGCCUGGUAGAGCUGAGCCCUUCAGCCCCACCUGGUGGCUCCCCAGCUUUGGAUUCUUCUUGUUCUAAUAGCCCCAGUUCCCCUGACCCAGACACACCGUCUCCAGCUGGGGAAAGCCGAGCCUUGCAGGCCAGCCGAAAUACACGCAUUCCUCACUUGGCUGGCAAGAAGGCCAUGGCUGAGGAGGAUAAUGGUUCUGUUGGUGAGGAGACAGACUCCAGCCCAGGCAGGAAGAAGUUUCCCCUCAAAAUCUUUAAGAAGCCUCUUAAGAAGUAGGCAGGAGUGGCAGUGGUGAGACAGCUUGUCCUUCCUUGAGUCUUUUGCCUUCCCUUCCCUUUCCUCCCUUAAGAUAUCUGGCCCCUACAGCGGGGCAUGCAGGGGCUAGCCCUGGGGUCUGGGCACUGUACAUACCUACCCCCCUCAUCCUUGGGUCCUACAUUGUUAAUUUAUUAACUGAUCACCAUGGCCUGCCUGCCCUGCUUUCCUCCCAACCAUGGGCUGCUGCUGUCACUGCCCCUCCACUUCAAUGCAUGUCUUAGUUGCUGUUCCCUCAGCUCCCAGCUCCACCUCUGGGGUCCAGCUUCUGUCUCUGCUGUCCCAGUUUUGAGGUUUGGUUUUCUGUUUUUUUCUGUCUCCUGCUUUUAGGCUCCUCCCUCCUACACUCCCUAGCUUCCCCAGCAGUUGUGGGAAGAUAGGAGUAACUUCUGACACUUGUGCCUCAGGUCUCUUCACCCUACCCAUAGUGGUUCUGUUUGCCCUAGACUAGGGCGACAGGCCUAAUCUUUGGGGUUUGUUCUUUGGGAGUGUGAUGGGCUGGAAAGAACCUCACCCUAGAGCUCACUCAGGCCUCCAUGAUCCCAUGAAAUAGUGAAACCAAUUCCCAGAGAGCAAGCUACCAGAGUUCUGAAGAGAGGCCGUGCUUGGGAUGGAUCAGGAGAGACCUCUCUUAGUUGGAGGUUGAGAGGAUGCCAGAGCCAUAGGCUAUAUGGCAGUCACCUUUUCUCUCUUGUCCUGCCUACACCUGCCUCCUCCUUCCCCUUGCUCCCCCAUACUGCAGGAGUAUCUGUCUCUUAGAGGUGCUGCCCCAAAGCUCCCCAAGUAUCAGUACUCCUAAGGCUCAGGACAGUUGGCUCCCCUGGCUAAGGGAGCUGUAGUUGUGAUGUAGGGCUCUUGUGGAGUCCUGGAGUGGUUGGGUAAGAAUAUUGUUUAUUUGAACCAAAAGACAAAAGAGUUGAAAAGCGAAAAAAGAAAUCUCCUGAAUUUCCCAAGUGCCUGCACAGCAUAUUCCCCUUGUUGGACUCCAUUUUCAUGUUACUGCAUUUCCUGGGCCAAAGGCUCAAAAAGGACACAAUUGAUUUGGGGAAGGGGUGGUGAAGGAAGAUGGUAUAUGUGAAGGCUGCUGUGUGACCACUUCCCCCCACCUGGCCCAUCCUCUACACAACUCUCUUACUGUUUUUGCUAUGGCUGUAAAGGUAUUUUCCCUGUGCUCCAUUCUGCCAUGCCUUUACCCUGGGAUCCUAUCUUGGGCCUGGGGCUGGUCUUAGGAGGGUGCUGGGCUGCAGACUGCCUUGUACCCUCUGGACACCCUCACAUGGGUUUUUCUGUGUUAUUUCAUAAGACUUUGAAGUCCAAUAAAGCAUGU